AUGCCAAAGCUUGAACAAUUUGAGAUCAAAAAGUAUUGGCAAAUUUUCUCCGGAUUGAAACCGGUGGAAAAUAAGUUGACCCAUGAUCAAGUACUGCCUAUCCUUUUCAAUUCUAAAUUGGACACCUCGAUACUUAACAAAAUAUGGUUUUUGGCCGAUAUCGAUGAUGAUGAUCAACUAGAUUUUGAAGAGUUUGUGAUUUGUAUGAGAAUGAUAUUUGACAUGGUUAAUAAAAACAUAGAUUCUGUACCAGAUGAAUUGCCAGAUUGGUUGAUUCCCGGUUCAAAAGCCGAAUUAGUCAAACAAAGAAAAACUGAACGUAGUAGCGGAACAGCAGAAACAAGUUCUGUGGUCAAUGUUCCGACAUCUUCGCCAGCUGUAGACGAUUAUCAAAAAGAAGUUGAUUGGUAUAUAUCAAGAGAUGAUAAGUCACAAUACGAAUCAAUUUAUGAAUCAGCCAUAACCUCUAGAGACAAUAGUGUAUCUUAUGUUUCACUAUCCUCCGCCGUUAGAUCGAAGUAUAUCAAUCUAUCAUCUCAAGAUUUAGAAAAAACGUGGCGUUUGGUUAAUCCUAAGCUUGACACUUCCAUAGAUAAGGAUCCAGCACUAUACUUUAUUCAUAUUCUGAGACAAGUGAACGACUAUGCUUGCCCAAUACCAUCACAUUUACCUUCAGCAUUGAAAGAAACUUUUACAAAGACUAGAGUUUCCACGGAUUUGUCUUCCAAGCAGAGCGAAGUAAGAAGGCCAACACUAUCCACAUCUAACUCUUCAUCUUACCAAAUACCAAAACGUGGUGGUACUGAUUUUUCUGUUACUCAGGGAACUGAUUGGGAAGUAGUCAGACUUCAAAGGGAAUUGGCAAAUAUUGACUCUGAAUUAUCGUCAGCACAGCAACAAUCCACCUCUCAUAAUGACUCAAAUGAUAGAAUGAAAUUAGUAAAACAACAGUUAGAACAGUUCUUGGAAUACCAAAAAAACCUUGUCAAUAAUUCCAAUACUUCUUCAGAAAGCGUUGAUGUUGGAGGUUUGAGGGAUGAUAUAGAGAGUAUUGAGCAGCAAGUACAAAUGUUGGAGGAGUACCUGAAAACAAAGAAGUCGGAACUGCAUAAUUUGAAGAUAGAGGUGCAAUCUCUUUACUGA
Kluyveromyces lactis is the source of this 1143-nucleotide messenger RNA. RefSeq names its product End3p (gene END3). Gene Ontology annotation, molecular function: calcium ion binding; protein binding. Gene Ontology annotation, biological process: endocytosis; actin filament organization; actin cortical patch assembly. The coding region runs from base 1 to 1143 and encodes 380 amino acids. Gene Ontology annotation, cellular component: plasma membrane; cytoplasm; nucleus. NCBI's taxonomy places the organism in Eukaryota, Fungi, Ascomycota, Saccharomycetes, Saccharomycetales, Saccharomycetaceae. The transcript has a single exon. The record is from RefSeq and is a predicted model, not a curated record.